Messenger RNA from Sipha flava (yellow sugarcane aphid), 2289 nucleotides. RefSeq names its product 52 kDa repressor of the inhibitor of the protein kinase-like. The coding region runs from base 510 to 2264 and encodes 584 amino acids. The record is from RefSeq and is a predicted model, not a curated record. The transcript has 2 exons. Gene Ontology annotation, molecular function: protein dimerization activity. NCBI's taxonomy places the organism in Eukaryota, Metazoa, Arthropoda, Insecta, Hemiptera, Aphididae.
AUAAAUGAAAAUGAAACCGAAACUAGCCAAAUAGAAGUAGAUCAGUCAACUUCUUUAGGUGAAACAUCUACUUCGUUAACUAUCGUAGAAAAGGAUUUUGCAAACAUUGAUUUCUAUGAUAUUGGAAAUUUUAUUAAUCAUGGUAAAUUUGCAGACGAGAUCAUUUAUAAAGCAUUAAAAAAAGCGUGGGUACCCGAUAAAUCGUACGAUUUUAAAAAAGACUCCAAUACUGGAAAUCGUUUAUUUCGUCUUCAGUGGUUAGUAGACUAUCCUUUUAUUUCAUAUUCUUCAAAAUUAAAAGGAGUUUUAUGCCGUUAUUGCGUAUUAUUCAAACCUCAACUGGAUCGAGGAGUGCAAGGUCAAUUUAUUAUUAAUGAAUUUACGAAAUAUAAAGACUUCCAUGGCUCUGUGAAACUUCAUCUUAAAUCUAAAUGGCACCGUGACUCAACGAAUAGAGCAAAUAAUUUUUGUAAUAUUAUAGAAAACAAAAAAAAAAUGUUGUUCAACUUAUGAGUUCUGCUCAACAACAAACAAUAGAGUCAAAUAGAGCAAAACUAAUACCCAUAAUCAAAACAAUAGUUUUUUGUGGUAUACACAAUAUGCCUCUAAGAGGAAAAACUGACGAGACUGCUGCUAUCUUCAAUAGCUUAUUAAAAUUUAGAGUUGACGCAGGAGAUACUAUUUUAAAUGACCAUUUGAAAAAUUCUGCAGCAAAUGCGACUUAUACUUCACAUAGAAUUCAAAACGAACUUAUAAAUAUAUGCAAUGAAGUGUUACUAGAACAUAUAAUUAAAGAUGUAAAGGAAAGCCAGUUCUUUUCAGUCAUUGCUGAUGAAUCGUGUGAUAUAUCCGGUAUAGAGCAGCUUUCGUUAGGAGUACGAUUCGUGCACAAAAUGUCAACCGGUAAAUUCUGUGUAAGGGAAGAAUUUUUAGGCUUUGUACCAUUGCAACGUUUGGACGCCGAAACUAUAUCUGAACAAAUUCUGUCCACUCUCAUAAAAUUUGGGCUUGAUCUAUCAAAAAUGAUCGGUCAAGCAUAUGACGGUUGUUCUACUAUGGCGGGAAAAAUAAGUGGAGUUAGAAAACGAAUUGAAGAUAAAUAUCCAAACGCAAAUUUUUUUCAUUGUAAUUUUCAUAAGUUAAAUUUAGUAAUUAAUGAUUUGAGCGAUGUUUCCGAAAUUCGUAACACGGUUGGAACAAUAAAAGAUUCAAUAAAUUUUUUUCGAGAAAGUCCUUUGAGAAGAAAAUACAUUCCAAACAUUCCUCUAUUCUGCGAAACGCGUUGGACAGCCAAAUACAAAAGUAUAAGGAUAUUUAAAGAAAACAUUAAUAUAAUAUUAGAAGCGUUGCAAAAACUAUCGGAAAGUGACGUAAACCGUAAUACAAAAAAUCGUGCUUUUCAAUUGUAUAAUUCUUGUAGUAAUUCAACAUUUUUAGUUUGUUUGUUUGUUAUGGCUGAAUAUUCUUCUAUGUUGGAACCAGUUGCUAAUGUACUCCAAGGAGUUAAUCAGAAUCUAUUAACUGUAAAAAAACAAAUAACUACGCUUACUCAAAUAUUUCAAAAACAUCGAGAGUCUGCAGAUGCUACUUUUAAUGUUCUUUGGGGUAAAAUGGAAAGUAGUUUAGCUGAAUCAGAUAUUAAAAUAACUAUACCAAGAAUUGUCAAAAAACAAAUAUAUAGAGCAAAUGUACUUGCUGAUUGUGCUGAAAGUUAUUUUAAAAUUAAUAUUUUUAUUCGAUAUGUUGAUUCAUUAAUAUUAUCCCUUAAAGAACGAUUUUCAGAAGAAAAUGAAGUACCUUAUUCUAUUUUUCAAUUAUUACCAGAAUAUAUGAGUAAGCUCGAUGAAAAUCAAUAUAGAUCGCUUACUGAAAAAAUUUCAAAAAAAUAUAGUUCUUUUCUAGACAAUUUUGCAGCUGAAUCAAUGAUUUGGUAUGACAAUUGCUCAAAUAUUCAGAAAUCUCAAGAUGUACUAGAUAUCCUGAAAGAAUCCGAAAUAUUUUACCCAUCGGUAUUUUCGGCAAUUUGUAUUGACAUUAGCUUCCCGGCAACUACUUGUACUGCUGAGCGGUCUUUCAGCACUUUGCGGAGAGUUAAAACCUGGAUACGCUCUACUAUGACUAACGAAAGACUCGAUGCUUUGUGCAUGAUGAAUAUACAUAAAUCCACGAUAAUUGACCUAAUUAGUAAUAACAAAUAUUAUGAAGAAAUUGUUGAUAGUUUCGAAAGAGAUGUGAGACGACUACAAUUUCUUUUUGAGAAUUAAUUAAGUUACCUUUACCUAUGUAUUU